GUGUUGCCUGUGGUUUCGGUGGCGCCGUUGUCGACUCACGACUCGAUAAGCGAGAUGUUUAGUAACAUAACGUGGGGACACAACCAUUCAGAUCCGGAUGUUCUGGAUGUCAAUACUGGCGUCAACAAUCCCGGUGCCAAAUGGAACCUUCAUCCCUGGUCAUCGGGCUACUCUGGAACCGGGGUGUUCAAAAUCGGAGCCGCUUUUGGUCGAUUAGUUGGUGAAGUUAUGGCACAAUUGUUUCCGUCGGGCAUAUCAUUUGGAGGCUCACGAAACCCAAUAGUACCGGGAGGUUAUGCUGUCGUCGGUGCGGCUGCUUUUUCGGGUGCUGUAACGCAUACCAUAAGCACUUCUGUGAUCGUAUUUGAAUUGACGGGUCAGAUGACACAUAUCAUACCUGUUAUCAUAUCG
Medioppia subpectinata is the source of this 411-nucleotide messenger RNA. Lineage: Eukaryota; Metazoa; Arthropoda; Arachnida; Sarcoptiformes; Oppiidae. The record is from the annotation of a GenBank genome assembly.